UUAACGUUGCAAUGGUUAAACUAAGAGGUCUCAGUUUAGUAUUAUUUUUUAUUUUAUGUGUGCAGAUAAGAUAUAGUACAUGUAAAACAAAAUCAAUACGUGACAUUAUAGAAGAUUUCCUCAAUACUUUGCCAAAAAAUAAAAACGAAAAGCAUUAUAAUAUAAUUGAGCAGCAAUUACGAAAAGAAGGAAACAAAAAUAAUGAUAUUCAUUUGAAUAUAACCCAGUUGAUAACAAAAUAUAAGUAUAGUGUUGAAGUGUAUGAGGUUAUCACGUCAGAUGGAUAUGUAUUAAAACUAUUCAGGAUCCCAGGAAAUGGGGAAGUUGUCUUCCUUAUGCAUGGUCUGAUAAGUAGCGCAGAUGACUGGAUAUCUGGUGGAGUGGAAAGCGGACUGGCAUAUCUUCUAGCACAGCUGGGCUAUGAUGUAUGGAUGGGUAAUGCAAGAGGAAAUAAACAUUCAAGAUCUAACAUUUAUAUUGACCCAUCAGACAAUAAAUUCUGGGAUUUUAGUUUCCACGAAAUGGGUAUGAUUGACUUACCAGCAACGAUUGAUUUUGUACUCAAAAAAACAAACAAAUCCUCAUUAAUAUACAUUGCCCAUUCACAAGGAACCACAGCCUUUUUUAUCAUGUGUUCUUUAAGGCCCGAGUAUAAUAAAAAAAUAACCUUAAUGAUAGCAUUAUCACCUGUCGCAUGGAUGUCACACAUAAAAAGUCCCGUAGUUAAUAUUUUAAAGCUAUUUUUUGAGGAACUAGUAUUUCUGGCAAAGGGUUUAGGCGUGGUUGAAUUAUUUCAAGAUUCACCUGUUCUGCGUGGGUUACAGAAGACGUUUUGCGGUGAUGUAAUGUGGGCGUUUACUAUUUGUCAACAUCUGAUUUUUAUCGUCGGUGGUUUUAAUUAUAAUCAAACGAAUUAUGAACAGUUACCCGUGAUUUACAAUCAUUUUCCAUCGGGUUCAUCGUUUAAGCAAAUACAGCAUUUUGGACAAUUAGUGCUAUCUGGUCAUUUUAGACAAUUUGAUUAUGGAGUGAAAAACAUUGAAAAAUAUGGAUCAUUAUUACCUCCGUCUUAUCCUGUAGAAAAAAUAACAGCACCAGUCGCACUUUUCUAUGGGGAAGGCGAUUGGCUUUCUGACGUUAGUGAUGCAAAAAUUUUAAAAUCCCGCUUACCGAAUUUAGUGGAAUUUCACCGAGUAGACGAUGAACAUUUUUCUCACUUUGAUUUUGUUUAUGCUUAUUGUGCCGAUUGUAGUGUUUUUACAUCAAAUGCACAUUAA
This is a messenger RNA of Pieris rapae (cabbage white), 1277 nucleotides long. Its product is annotated as lipase 3-like. The record is from RefSeq and is a predicted model, not a curated record. The transcript is spliced from 2 exons. Lineage: Eukaryota; Metazoa; Arthropoda; Insecta; Lepidoptera; Pieridae. The coding region runs from base 12 to 1277 and encodes 421 amino acids. Gene Ontology annotation, molecular function: hydrolase activity, acting on ester bonds.